Mytilus trossulus (common blue mussel) is the source of this 923-nucleotide messenger RNA. RefSeq lists its product as uncharacterized. Bases 141 to 923 code for a protein of 260 amino acids. The record is from RefSeq and is a predicted model, not a curated record. Lineage: Eukaryota; Metazoa; Mollusca; Bivalvia; Mytilida; Mytilidae. The transcript has 4 exons.
UCCGGCGACGAUUGCGGCUACAUAUCGAAAUACCAAGUAAUUUACCAGAAGCCAUUAACCGAUUAUCAGAGAAAGAUAAAUCUAGAUACAAUAAACUUAUCCAAAGUGAAAAGACAGAAAAUAGGUAUUUUGUAAGAGUUAUGAUAGUUGGUAAAGAAUCAGUUGGGAAAACGUGCCUUAUGAGACGAUUAUUGAAGGAUGACAUAUCUGAGGUUACCAGUACAGACGGUGUUGAUAUUGUUGUUCGUAGAUGUAAAAUUAACAUAAGUGAUGGAACCUGGACAAUUGGCAAAGAUAUAAAUGAUGAUAAAGUUGGACGGAUUAAGAGAGCACUACUUCCAACGGCCGAGAAUAUAUACUCUCAAAAUGUGCAAUUACAGGAGACAAAGAUUAUAAAUGUUAGACACAGUGAUGAUAUAUAUACUGACAAAAAGGACACUACAACCGACGCACAGGUUAGCAUGGAUAAAAGUGAUGAUAAAAAUGGGUCAUCAUUGGUAAUACAUAAGGAUUUAGCUACCGAAGCAAAUGUGAAUUUUGUUAAAAAACAGGAUACGAAUAAAUCUACAUUACUGUUAAAACCUGAAGAUUUAGCUAGCGACACAAAGUUUGGUAUUGAUCAAGAUAAAGAUGCGAAUGAGUCUGCAUCAUUGAUAAUGCCUACAGAUUUGAUAUCUACCGUUUUUUCUAAGUCAGCUGAUAAUACUCUUACGAACCUGUAUGCUUUAUGUGAAUUAUGGGACUUUGCAGGACAAAAAGAAUUUUAUGCUACACAUCAAGCAUUUUUAACUAGUAGUGCGGUAUACCUUGUAGUUGCAGAUAUGGAGAAUGACAUAAGUAAACAAGGCUUAAAUCAGUGUUUUGCCGAUUUUCAGCAUAUUGGAGGUGACGGUACCAUACAAUGUAUUGCACAGAAGAAAUAA